UGAGGGGCCUCUCAGCUGCGUCUCAGCUGCUGGGGGUGGGCCGCGGGAUCUUUCCGGCAACAGGUUUUUGGGUUGAAGUCUGGUCUUGGAACCAGCGCUGCUGCUGUGCACAGGGAUACGGAAAGGUCUGUAUGAUCGUACAGGACGUAUUCGGUGGGGUGCGCUUCUUCACUCGCCACCUAUCGCCUCGAAGCACGGGAGGCAAACGAUGUCUGCGUCGAAAAUCGAGUUCUACGUGUCUUGCAAGGGUCUCAAGAAAGCCGACGUUCUGAGCAAGUCGGACCCGUUUGCCGUCGUCAAGCUCGGGCAUACUAAUAAGGAUGGCAAAGUCAACUACACAGAGAUCGGUCGCACGGAGACGAUCGGAAACACGUCAGACCCAAAGUUCACCAAGCAGUUCAUCUUGGAUUUCUUCUUCAACGAGAUCCAGUACGUCAAGAUCUACGACAGUGAUCAAGUGUCCGAUGAUGACAGCCUCGGCAAGGCUGACUUCACCUUGGGCGCGCUCAUGUCGGCGCCGGGGAGGAGCAUCACCGAAGCCCUGAAGGACAGGUCAGGACGAUUGGCCAAAGGCGUGAUGAUCAUCCGAGCAGAGGAAGUUGCGUCCUGUGCGGAUCGCUGCAAGCUCUCCCUCCGCGGCAUCAAGCUCAAGAACAAGGACGGCAUUUUCGGGAAGAGCGACCCUUUCUUCACUGUCUCGAGACUUCGAGAGGACGAAAAAUGGCAGCAGGUCCACAAGAGCGAGGUCAUCAUGAACGACCUCAGCCCCGCUUGGCAGCCCCAAGACAUGUCGGUCCAGGCUCUGUGCAACGGCGACUACUUGCGGCCGCUGCAGCUCGAAGUCUGGGAUUGGGAUCGUGACGGAGACCACGACUGCAUGGGCCGGCUCAAGACCAGCCUUCAGGGGUUGCUGGAAGGCCAGGGGCGCGAGAUGGACCUCGAGCACCCCAAGAAGGAUAAGAAGGGGAAGGGGCAGCUCAAGGUGGACCACGCGGAGGUACACAGGCAGCCCACGCUGCUCGAGUACCUCGCCGGUGGUCUCCAGAUCAGCAUGACGUGUGCAAUCGAUUUCACGGGGAGCAACGGCAGCCCGUCGCACCCGCAGAGCCUGCACUACCUCGACCCCUCCGGAAGGCUGAACCAGUACCAGCAGGCGAUCUGGUCGAUCGGUCACAUCCUGCAGGACUACGACUCGGACAAAAUGUUUCCCGUAUAUGGGUUUGGAGGCAGGAUUAACGGCCAGCCCGUCAGCCACUGCUUCCCCAUCUGCAGGGUCUCACACGCCGGAGGGUCUGAAGAAGCCUACGGCGUCCAAGGCAUCCUCGAGGCUUACUCCGCCGCCAUGACCAGCGUGCAGCUGGCGGGCCCGACGCUCUUCACGGAGGUGCUGGAGACGGCCAUGGCCAGGGCCAACCGCCCCAGCACCCAGGCUGACCAGCGGUACGACGUGCUACUGAUACUCACCGACGGCAUCAUCAACGACAUGCAGCAGACUAUCGACUCCUUGGUUGCUGCCUCCAACUUGCCGCUGAGCGUGGUGAUCGUUGGCGUCGGUCAGGCCGACUUCUCGGACAUGUCGAGGCUUGAUGGUGACGGGGGUAUGCUGGAAGACUCGGCCCGAACCAAAGCGACGAGGGAUAUCGUGCAGUUCGUCCCGUUCUCGAAGUACAACCUGGCCGAGGGCGGCAUGGGGGCACGGCUAGCAGCAGACACGAUGGCCGAGAUCCCGGACCAACUCCUCAAGUUCUUCAGGUCUAAGGCCAUCACCCCCAACCCCCCGAGGCCGGCGGCGCCACUGCCGCAGCCGCCCCGCUCGCCCACCGCCCCGAGAGCUCACGGUGCGGCCGCCGGGGGCGCGUCAUUUGAUCCGCCUCCGCCGUAUACGCGCUAGGUGGCGAAGCGUAUCUUGGUAAUGGGAUGGGUGGGUGGAACGGCACCGUUAUUCCAUGAAUCUUCGAUGAUUGGAUCACGCAUCGUUUGCCGGGUGGGUGGGUGGAACGGCACUGUUCUACCCACUAGUCUUCAAUGAUUGGAUCAAUCACGCAUCGUGUAUUCGUGUAUGUGGCUUUGGUUCGGGGCGCCCUAGGUCGGAGGCUUUCGUUGGACGUUCUUGCUAUGCAAUGGGGAGGGGGAAAACGUUGGUUAGAUUCAAGUUGAGAAGGGGAAGGCGGGACUCGUGCGUGUGUGCGUACAUGUAGGCUGUGUUGUGUGUUAAAUGUCGACGAGUUUGUGUUUCUUUCGUUUCUCUCUCCUCCGAUGUUUUGGAGUCUCGGGCUUCAAUUUAUGGUGCCAGUGAAUGAUGAGGAAACGCGUAGGUUUCGUAUUGUGGCUUUACGAAGUUGAUACCGUACAAUGCAGGAGGGGGCGGGGAUACAAGAGAUGCCCUGAUCGACUACAACGGGACAGCAAAAACGCCGAGAGGAAGCGGAAGUUUUUUUCGUUCUUUUUUGUUCCCUUUUUUUCCUUCCUGUAGCCUUGCUCUUGAUGUCGUUGUUGUUUCCCCUGACGGACUUGUGCAACGCUUUCGAAGAAGUCCUAUCGCAUUGCUUCGGCAGCAGCAAUAGCAGCAGCAGCAGCAGUAGCGCCAAGCGCCGGUCGCCACGGAUAUAAUCGAGCCGGCCCCCGCCAACAGCGCUAUGGUUUGUCUAACUGAUGGAGCAGCAUCGCCAGCGGGAAGAACCAACCGCGAUCAUUAAACUUUGUUGCAUCAUCUCCUCUGUACAUGCACGGACAAGCAUAACUCGUUGUUUUCAUUCGUUGAGCCUGCCGCUGCCGUGCUCGGCUUCGGCGCGCUUGGGGGGGGGCAACUCUUGUUACGGUUUUUGAAAUAAAGGGAGGGGGGGGUCUAUCGUUUCACGCGCUCUGGACUAUAACUCUAGUACCGGGGGCUGUUGUUGUUCUUGCCGUUGUCCGGGUUGUUGCUUACGGCAGAAUUGCCACCAGCGGCAGUACUGGCACGACACGAGCGAGCAACGGGAGAUUCACGCUUUGCGCUUUUCACCUCUGUCAAUCGAUCUAUCUUUUCUAGAGGGUUGGUUGUAGCAGUAUUUUUGGAAGUGGUCCACGACUCAUCUUGUUGUACAGCGGUUCCGAUGGGCAGUUGUUGCAGCGGGAGGUUGUCGUCACCAACACCUGUUGUAUCGCCAUAUCUUAACUCGAAUGGGGGCGUCGACUCGAUCAUGUUGGAGAAAAACGCUUUCGAUAGACUUGACACCAAGGCAGAGAGGGUUUGAUGGGCGUGGAGGAAUUGAACCACUUCAAUGAACGAACGUCGUUGUCGGCAGUUCAAAUGCCUUUUGAAGGAUGAAAAUACUUGGGAUUAACGUAAUACGAUAGAAACGUACUUGAAACGGGUUUUCUGGCGAUGGCAUGUACUUUCGAAUGUCGUAUGAGUUUGUGAGAAAGAGGUUGGUUUAAAGAUGGGUUCUUGUCUAAUCUCGAAGAGAGGAGUCAAGAAAUACUCUGAUUGUUGGCUUGGGUGCCGUGCAAGGCGUGAAGCCGGCGCUUCCUCUGCCGUCGAGAGCAACCAUGCCCAUGUACACAUGUAUACGCCAUACAUCUAUGAGAGAGAGCGUAGCGGCAGGAUCAGGGGCCCUAUUGUUUGGUACAACGUUUACGUCGGGAGUCUGCUGCAGGUGAACCUCCGUUAGGUUUAUGGUGAGACAACGUUAGGAGUAUGCUGCUGCGGGUGAAGGUCUACUGAGUUUAUGGUGAGAAAAUGUCGUGUAAGAAACACCGUAAUUAAUUGCGUUUGAGGGUUCGUUGUUGUACUUGUGCCCACGGGACGUAUACAUUGCGGUCCGUGCCUCGUUUGAUGUUCCAAUGAAAGCUCGUGACGGGGAACGAGGUCAUUCGUUCGAGACGUUUCUUUGUCGUAGUUC
Molecule: messenger RNA, 3881 nt
Organism: Ectocarpus sp. CCAP 1310/34
Lineage: Eukaryota; Phaeophyceae; Ectocarpales; Ectocarpaceae
Source: the annotation of a GenBank genome assembly